UUCAGGACGGACUUUGAUGGCAUGUUUCUUGACAGCGGGAUGGAUUGCUUCCAAAUAGAUGUCGAACUCAACAUGACAACCGUCAUGACUGACAUGCACAUUCGCUCAUAAACAGACUCGCCGAGAAUCCAGUGUCCCACAUCGGAAGUGUUUUGUUAAUUAUUGGGCAUAUAGUUUUCCUGCCUAUCUGUGUCAAGUUUUGAUAACACUUGACAUCUGUUGCUUUACUCUCGCACCAUGAGCAACACCGCGUUACUGGAGCUUGGUUUCCUCUUGCUCGCACUCUUAUCUGGUUACAUCGGAUAUCAGACUUUCUUUUCACCGCUAUCCAAGAUACCAGCGUCACACUGGUCUUCGAGGUUCAGCCCCAUCUGGUCGCUUUGGGUGAGGUACACUGGGACCGAACUUGCUCAUCUAGUCAAAGCCCAUGAGAAGUAUGGACCUAUAGUCCAGAUAGGCCCAAAAGACCUCAGCGUAAGCUCAUACCAGGAUGGGAUUCGCAAAGUAUACGACGCAGGAUUUGGAAAGCCUGCCCCCUUUUAUGCCUCCUUCAACUACUAUGGGUCCAAGAAUGCAUUCACAAGCCUCGACAGCAGAGAGCAUGGGCUUCGCCGACGGAGAACCGCAGCGCUAUACUCCAAGUCUGCUCUACUAGGAUCUCACCAGAUGCAUAACAUCAGCAUCAGGGUUAUGUACGAUCGCUUGGCCCCAAGACUCAGCAGCGCCGCCGCAUGGGGGGGCGGGAUCGAUGCGCUUGAAUUGAGCUACUGCAUUUGCUCCGACUACAUCAGCGCAUUUCUCUUCGGCUACGGCAACGGAACAAACUACCUGACCGAGGACCAGAAACGCAUCAAUGAGUGGCGACUCCACUACGAGAACCACAUGUGCCACGAGAGUUUUUUCCCACAAGAGAUGCCCUUUGCGUACGGGCUUUUAAAAACGAUUGGGAUCGACUUGCUUCCUAAGCGGUACGGGGAGUCCAAGAACUUCCUCGAGAGAUGGAUGGGGAACAUGGCCCUGAAGGCGGACGAGACUAUACGCCAGCAUAGAGACAUGGACCAACUUAUGGCGCCCGAAGAUCGGCCUGUUGUCUACGAGACCGCCAAGUCGGCCGUGGAGAAAGAUUCGCCGCAUUUGGACGCAAAAGCCAAGCAUGAUGAAGUUGCAAGUGAAAUGUUUGAUCACAUUUCUGCGUCACGGGAAGUUCUAGGUCUCGUUCUUGCCUAUACCUUCUGGUAUCUGGCCCAACACCCGUACGCACAGAAACGCCUCCGCGACGAACUCACUGCGUCCGGCAUCGACAUGACGAGCAGACCGACGCCAGCAGCAGAUGUGUCCACCAACCUGUCGGGCUCGAUACCCACCGCCUUGGACAAGGUCAAGUACCUGGACGCCGUCAUCAACGAGUCUCUGCGGAUGCGGCCCACCAGCACGCCGCUGCCGCGCACCACGCCGCCGGACCGUUGCGUCUCGCUCAUGGGCGUGGACAACAUCCCGCCCGGCACGCGGGUCAACGCGUUCCAAUGGUUCGUGCACCGGGACCCCAGGAAGUGGGACAGGGUCGACGAUUGGAUCCCAGAGCGGUGGCUGGGGCGUGACGAGUCCGGCAAGAAGGGCGGGAGGGAAGAUGUGCUGUGGGCUUUUGCGAGCGGGCCUAGAGUGUGCUUGGGCACCAAUUGGACCUUUUACGCCAUGCGCUACAUCCUUGCCGCCGUCUUCUCGCAGUUCGAGUUCGAAGCCCUGAACCGGAACACGGGCGAUUGCUGGCCCGGAUCGCCAGAAGAUCUGCUGCCCGUUAAAGUCAAGAUUUUAUCUUCAAGUUGAGAAGAGACUAGAAGUGGGUAAUUAGGACGUAUUCUAUGGGUAACACUGCAUAUGUAAUAAAAGUUUGGAUAUACCUCUUUGCCGGAAAAGGACCAUGCAGCAGUGCAUGCAUAUAUAAUUACAGAAAAGGGGUAAAAGGGGGGGUGACCGUGCAUACUGAUCAUGUACAACGCGUCGUCACCGGCAUUUACUCAUAGCACAUGCAUGGCACCAGAUACCAUGAUGGUCAUGUUCUUUUUGGUCCACUAGCGAAGACGUUGAAGCGAAUCACACCGAAGGAAUAGCCAACAGAUUAGAUGUAAUUACAAGCUGG
Messenger RNA from Phialemonium atrogriseum, 2137 nucleotides. RefSeq names its product cytochrome P450 3A24. Bases 238 to 1824 code for a protein of 528 amino acids. Gene Ontology annotation, molecular function: oxidoreductase activity, acting on paired donors, with incorporation or reduction of molecular oxygen; heme binding; iron ion binding. NCBI's taxonomy places the organism in Eukaryota, Fungi, Ascomycota, Sordariomycetes, Cephalothecales, Cephalothecaceae. The record is from RefSeq and is a predicted model, not a curated record. The transcript has 5 exons.